AAAAGAUAACGACACAGUGGCAAUACUCGUUGACUUUUCAUCCUAAACGAGUGCGGUUUCAUGAUGAACCCUCCGUGUUUUUUUUAAAUCUUUUUUCCCCAGUGCGCAACGACUUAAUUUCUGCAGCGGAGAAUCUCUCUUGUAAUCGAACUGGUAAUCUGUCGCUCAGCACAGCUGCCAGCUCAGCCAGCAAGCGUUCAUCCUAUCGUUGGAUUAAUCAAAUCGACUUUGUGAUCGAGGACUUAUCAACUGCUUCUGAAUCAGGAAAAUGAGUGACAACCAGGACACAUUUGAGGCGGAGGAGGAAAACACCUCUCGGUUCGGGAGCGCGACCUUGCCGCUCCGGCCGCCGAGGGACCGCCUCCUCUGGAACAAGAGCAGCGUGUGCUCCCGCUCCUACUUUUUGGUGGUGAUGGUGUUUUUUCACGUAUACAUCAUUAAUGUUAUAGCACUGCUAUUUUACGUUCACUAUAACAGCGGACAGGAAGAUGCCAGCCCGAGUCGUGAUGCUCCGAGCAGUAACCACCAGCAGCUCCCCGAGUCGCGACGUCCGCCAUCAAAGCCGGAAUUCCUGCGUGAUGUUUCCCUCUCAAGAAUCGAGGGGAUAAGAGUGGGACAUGUCCAGAAGGUUUCACUGGUGCCGAGCAAAGUGCAUGAAAUGCGGACUCUGAGUCUGAAGCCACUGCUGUUCGAGAUCCCCGGGUUCUUGUCUGAGAAUGAGUGCCGUGUGGUGACGCAACUUGCACAGCUCAAGGGUCUAAUGGAGAGUCAGCUCAUGGUGCAGGACGGCCAGGAGGAGCUGGCCAAGGAGCUUAACCUCGGCCCAGAGGAGAUCUUCAACCUUCUUGAUAUUAACCAGGAUGGACAGUUGCAGCUCCAUGAGAUACUGACUCAUUAUCGAGUGAGGAACGGCAUCUGGUUCACGCCGGAGAAUCUGCGAGAAAUCUAUGCUGGGCUAAAAGCUGACGAGGACGGUGAUGGAUUGCUGAGUCUAGAAGAGUUCAAGCUUCUGAGCAAUGACGCCUUCCAGCGCUUCCUGCUGCAGCGAGGGGUGAAGAAGAGUCAGCUGCUGAGGAACAGCAGACACACCUGGCUGUAUCAGGGCAAAGGAGCACAUCAGGUCCUCCAAGACAUCAAGGCGAGGGUGACUCGUCUCACUCGGCUCCCACCCGCAUUAGUGGACCUCAGUGAGCCCCUCCAGGUGGUUCGCUAUGAGGAGGGAGGACACUACCACGCACACCACGACAGCGGCCCUGUGUAUCCUGAGACCGCAUGCACACACACACGCCUCGCGUCGAACACCUCAACUCCUUUUGAGACGUCUUGCAGGUACAUCACAGUUCUCUUCUACCUGAACUCUGUUGAGGGUGGUGGGGAGACCGCAUUCCCUGUGGCAGACAACAGGACCUACGAUGAAGUGUCUCUCAUACAGAAUGACGUUGAUCUUUUGGACACCAGAAGGAAUUGUGACAAGAGCAACCUCAAGGUGAAGCCUACAAAGGGGACAGCUGUUUUCUGGUACAACUACCUUUCUGAUGGAAAAGGUUGGGUGGGAGAGCAGGAUGAAUAUGCUCUGCAUGGAGGCUGUUUGGUCACCCAUGGCACUAAGUGGGUUGCAAAUAAAUGGAUAAACAUUGAUCCGGAUUACCAGCGGCAGGCUCGCUAUCAGAAGCUGGUUUCACAGCAGCCAGAGGAUGAAGAUGAUAAAGGUCUGACUCCGGACCUACAGAGUUCUGAUAACCAUCAAGAGUUGUAGCUCAUAAACCAAAUUUGUAAUAAAAAAAUUCUAUCUAGCCUUCCUUAGUCCUCUGCACAACUUCUUUGGCAAGAUCCCCUGUGUCCAGUUUGUAGAGACAAUAUUUAUUCAGGGAAUGAGGGCACAGUGGGUUUAUGCAACUGUAAAGAGAUCAUUUUGUUAAAUAUUGCUUGGAUAUUGUCUAGAGAUUCACCAAUACUGAUAUCUGUCUGACACUGACUCAAAUAGCUGGACUAGGUAUCGACAAUAGGCUGAUCGGAUACCGUUAUUUUAAUAAAUAACAAUUCAGUACAUUUAUAUCUAUGUAUUUAGUUGUUACAUUGUGUUUAACAAAGUUAGUAAGCAAUGAUUAAGUCAGGUCGGAUGUUGCCUUACACAUAAAAGACUGAUCCCAGUCUCUUCCACACAGUGAGGCAUACAGUUGAUUUACUCAAAUCUGUAUUGGGACUGACAUUUUUUUAUCGUUGCAUCCCUAUUGUUUACUGUUAUUUUGUAAUCUAUACUUUCACAUUUUAGGAAUGUUGCACUAGAAACUCAUGAAAACAGUUAAGACAAAAAAUCCCUUUGCAUGUAUUAGCUUCACAGAUUGUCUGUUUGCGGUUGCGAUGAGCAGAAAUUGCACUUAAAUAUUGAAAUAGCUCCUGUAAACAUUUCAAUGUCCUACCUUGUUAAUGCUGCCAUUACCAAAAAAGGCUCACACUAUUUUUAUUGUAUUGUAUUUGCUCCGUGAAUUGUUUUCUAAGAGAUUCUUCUUGAAAGGUAUUGUUGAGGUUUCAUUUUAUUACUUGCAUUUCUCUCUAAAAAUGCACUCUAUUGUCCUCCCACUUUGAAUAAAGUUAAAUUAAACACAUGUGUCUUCUUACUUUAAGAAUAAGAUUUAUAAAUAUAUGUCAUCAAUCAUCUUUUAGAGUUGUUCCGAUAUCUA
Pseudoliparis swirei is the source of this 2681-nucleotide messenger RNA. It is a transcript of the gene p4htmb, whose product is annotated as prolyl 4-hydroxylase, transmembrane b. The transcript is spliced from 9 exons. The record is from RefSeq and is a predicted model, not a curated record. Gene Ontology annotation, molecular function: calcium ion binding; procollagen-proline 4-dioxygenase activity; iron ion binding. Lineage: Eukaryota; Metazoa; Chordata; Actinopteri; Perciformes; Liparidae. Gene Ontology annotation, biological process: peptidyl-proline hydroxylation to 4-hydroxy-L-proline. Bases 269 to 1756 code for a protein of 495 amino acids. Gene Ontology annotation, cellular component: endoplasmic reticulum.